UAAAAUAAGAUAAAAACAGAGGGAGAGGCAAACCAUAAGAGACUCUUAAAGAUUUUAUUUUUUUUUAUUUAUUCAUGAGAGACAGAGGCAGAGGGAGAAGCAGGCUCCCCGCGGAGCAGGGAGCCCGAUGUGGGACUCGAUCCCAGGACCCUGGGACCAUGACCUGAGCCGAAGGCAGACGCUUAACCGACUGAGCCACCCAGGCGUCCCCGUAAGAGACUCUUAAAUACAGAGAACAAACUGAAGGUUGCUGGUGGGCAGAAUAUGGGUUUUGUCACAAGAAGAUGGUUCUACCUACCACUGGGCUGCAUGAUGCUAAUCAACCUGAUUAAUGCUGAUUUUGAAUUUCAAAAGGGGGUGCUUGCUAGCAUCAGCCCAGGCAUCACAGAAGAUACUGAUUUCCAGUGUUGGAAUGCUUGCUCUUUGACCAUGAUAGAUCUCAAGGAACUCAAGAUACAGCACAAUGUGGAUGUUUUCUGGAAUUUCAUGUUGUUCUUGAAAAAAUCCCAGCGGCCUAGACAUUACAAUGUCUUCUUAAGUAUAGCUCAGGAUUUCUGGGACAUGUAUGUAGACUGCUUGCUUUCACGAUCUCAUGGAAUGGGCAGAAGACAGGUGAUGCCUCCCAAGUAUGAUUUUCCACAGAAGAUAACAGGAGGUAAUUUAAAUGUGUACUUAAGAGAACAGCAGUUUAGUGUUCUUAAAAAUUAA
Molecule: messenger RNA, 708 nt
Organism: Mirounga angustirostris (Northern elephant seal)
Lineage: Eukaryota; Metazoa; Chordata; Mammalia; Carnivora; Phocidae
Gene: FAM237B
Product: family with sequence similarity 237 member B
Exons: 2
Coding region: 265-708 (147 amino acids)
Source: RefSeq, a predicted model, not a curated record